Molecule: messenger RNA, 2682 nt
Organism: Anopheles nili
Lineage: Eukaryota; Metazoa; Arthropoda; Insecta; Diptera; Culicidae
Exons: 5
Coding region: 1-2682 (893 amino acids)
Source: RefSeq, a predicted model, not a curated record
AUGGAGGUUAUGGAAGAAGGAAAUCUUAUGGACAGAAUACCCAUUCUGCUCCAGCGUGAUUUGCAAUACUAUGAGGCGAACCAGAAAGUCCUGCAGGAGAACAUCUGUCCGGGUGUGGUUGGCGGGAAACUGGACUUUCCUCGGUCGGCAUCGUUCGCGUCGGUGAAAAUUGUCAUUUGGCUGGAGGAUGAGUACUACGCUGCGUACCGCAAGAACUCGGGACUGCUGCACCUGGCAGACGCGCUGCAAGACCAGCAGGGAAAGGAACCGGAAGAAGCACCCGGUUGCGGGGGCAUCGUGAAGUCAUCCGACCCGGAAAAGUUUGUCAUCCUCGUGUCGAAAUCGGUGGACAACCUGCUAGAGCACAUCCAUACCUUGUCUCAAGAAGCACUGGAUCACGCUGAUCUGACCGUACUGACGGCGACGAUCGGUGCAGCCGCCUUGGUCAAGAACAGCCUAUUCGUGUGGUUACAGUGUGUGACGAAACACGUGUGUCCUCCCAAGGGCGAUGAGAAGGGCGGUUCGCUGAAGCUGAGUUACAAGCAGUACUCCGAGAUGACGGAGGCAUUGGCGGAACGAUUGCUAGAUUUACACUGCCGCUUGCUGACGCUUUACAUCAUCCAGGACGCUGACUCCCUACACUGGGAAAGCUCUCACCCAUUCUUCGAAUCCGAACGAGGCUCCUACACCAUCCAGAUGUGGUGGCUGUACAUGCAGGGAACGAAGCAGGACCUUUGGAAUUCGGUACCACCGACAAUGGCCCAGCGGGUGUUUGCCGGCAUGCUGAACGAAACGCUGACAGUGCUCACGGUGCGCUACACACAAACUGUCCCAAGCCGGGCUCGAUCUCCGCUACUGCUGGUCGACGUCUCCAACGUGCUGCUGUGCGUCGGAGAGCUGCUACCAGCGAUCUGCGCCAAUGGGGAGGCCUUCGUCGGACUGAACCUGCCCAGUCAGAGCAAGAUCAUUCGCGACAUUCACGCCAAGUGCCAGGAGCUGUUCUGUUGUCUGCUUUUACGUGGCAUUCCACUCGGCGCGCUAUAUAAAAUCGCAAAGAAAGGUGUCCAGGGUGGCAUAGCGAUGUUUGGACAGCGCCAGGGGUUGAUAGUGCCAUGGACGAUUUUCGCAAUGCCACGGCUCUUUCCACCGAACCAAAACGCACACUGGGCGGCCCGGUGUUCGGAGCUGCCUACCAGUACCGCACUCACGCUAGAGCUGAAGGUGCUCCUGGCCGCUCCACAGGCUAACUGGUGGCUCCUGCUGAAGGUGUUGUUGAUGCGCGAAGCUCAUCUAUCGUCGUUGAUCUUCCACCAUCUUAUCCGCAAUCUCCCAUCGAGCGAUAACUUCAUCCCGAGUGCACGUCAGCCGUCCGUUAGCCGGGAUUGUCUGUCAAAGAAGUGCGAGGGUUUUCUGUGCGGGGUGGAGUGUAACGACAUCGUCCAGUGGGCGCUGGAACAGAACGAUCCCAUCGGUCAAUCCAACUACCAGGUGUUGAUGGGACUCACGUAUAUUGUCAUAAUGGCCGGGAAAACUUCCGACAUCAACAAGACGCUCAUAUCGGCGCUCGAGAAGAGCAAAAUGAACGACUGGGCAUCCUGUCUGGACCGGCGACAGGUGUGGAAUCAGAAACGUCCACCCUGGCUCGAAGCGAUUCUGCAUCUCAUCUAUCCGAUCCUCGGUCCGGUUGUACACAUGCUCGUGUCCGCGGUGCAGACGACAGCUAGCAUGUACCAAGCGAUGUCCUUGUCACUGUCGUGCUUCUCCGAGAUGUGGGACUGCAUUCCGGACUGCUUGUACACCGUCACCAACUGCCUGGCGGAGAUCCUUCCGGCCGAGAUACGCCCGCUCGGUGACUCAGUGCUGAUACAAUUGCUCUAUAUUGCGCUGUAUUCGAAGCUGCUGGAAACGGCAGAAACUGAAGCCGAGGCAGAGGCGCGAGAACAUGCGAACGGUGGCGGUAAUUCGGAACCGGCAGCCGCCACCGGUCCGGUAUCGACGAUCAACAUGAAACCCAAGUCGGUCAUCUGUCAGACGUUGGCUGAGGCAAUCUGCUUCAUCGACGAGGAUAACAAGCAUACGGAGCAGAUCGCGUCACUGAUCAACCAAGCACGGGAGAGCCAACGAUCCAUGGGCCAGCUAGAGUCCGAAAUCGAUGACGCGGUAGGGCUUGCCAGUUUUGCCAGUACAUCCCGCGUCGACGAUAUGGAGGCGUUCCUGCGCCAGACAACACCGAGCGUACGUUCUGAGGAAGAAUUUGAUGUGGAGAACGCCGAAUAUAUCGCCGAGAUGCUGGUAAGCGAUGUGCUGGUGACGAGUGUUGGCAAACUGAGCAUGAAGAUGUUGUACCAGUAUAUCCGCAAGAACUUCGACUGGAUUCUGCAGCAGCUGGGUGUGAGCGACGUCGAGCACAAUCCGCUUCAACCGAAUCCGGGGCAGAGCAUCCGCGAGAACCGCCAGACAUUGAUCGAUCUGAUGUUCCAUAUCGGGCACCGUUCAUUCGAUCAGCUGUUGAGCGGCGGGCUGGACAUUGAUUAUACCAAGUGGUUCCAAACGCCGAUGUCGAUGAGUGUGGAAAAGGCUUGGUUGCAGGUCUGCCAACGCUGGGAAUUCCAGGAGAGCGCCAAAUUGUCCGUGCACGAAGCGCUCAUGGUGUCUUUCAUCACCUCGCAGCUGAAACCCUAG